This is a messenger RNA of Aureobasidium uvarum, 954 nucleotides long. The record is from the annotation of a GenBank genome assembly. NCBI's taxonomy places the organism in Eukaryota, Fungi, Ascomycota, Dothideomycetes, Dothideales, Saccotheciaceae.
AUGCCUCCCAAGGACAAGUACACCGACCCCGAGCUUCGCGAUGAAGUCAAGGAGGAAAUCCACAAUGGCGACAAGGGCGGCGCACCAGGACAGUGGUCAGCCCGCAAAGCCCAGAUGAUGGCUUCAGAAUACAAGAAGCGUGGUGGUGGUGUAANNUACACCACCGACANNAAAAAAGACCAAGACGAAUCCCAAGAACACCUCUCAAAAUGGGGAGAAGAAGACUGGCAAACCAAAGACGGCUCAGCAAACGCCAGAAACGACGACGGCACCCAACAACGCUACCUCCCGAAAAAGGCUUGGGAAAACAUGAGCGAGCAAGAAAAGAAGGAAACCGACGACAAGAAGCAAGCCGAAAGCAAACAAGGCAAGCAGCACGUCGAAAACACCGACAAGGCAAAGGAGAGCAGAAAACAAGCCAACGAAGAAGAGGACGAUAAGUUUGAAAAGAAAAAGGCAGAGGAGAAGAAGGAGGGUGAUGCAGAGGCAGAGGCACAGGCUGGUGACAAGCGUACCCGCUCGUCCAAGUCUGCCUCUCCCUCGAAGAAGCAAAAGCAGAAUGAUGGUGCCGCAAAGGAGACCACUUCGCCCUCAGAGUCAAAGUCCAAUGGCAACAACACCAAGGAAGACACCAAGGAAGCCUCAAAGAACGACUCCAAGAACGACUCCAAGAACGACUCCAAGAACGACUCCAAGAACGACUCCAAGAACGACUCCAAGGACUCACACGGCAAACCAGCAUCCAAAGACCGCCUUCCAAAGAAGGACCAAGAAGUCUACUGGAAAACCCUAGGAAACUGGACAAAAGGAACCGUCGUCGAAGUCGCAUACGAAGAGAAAGAGGUCGAUGGCAAGAAGGUCAAAGCAUCGGAGGAUGACCCCAGGAUUGUGCUGAAGAGCGAGUCCAGCGGUAAAAUUGCCGUGCACAAGCCUGAUGCUAUAUUCUUCGAUUAG